AUGGCUGAAAUUUCGCUUUCUGAGAUUCCCGCUGCCGUGGACGAGCUUCGGACGAGCUUUGUUAGUCGUCCUCGCCGUUCUACCCAAUUUGUCAAAACCCAAUUGCUCUCGCUGAAGGAGUCUGUCAAGAAGUACCGUUCGGAGCUGAUCCAGUCGCUGGUGACGGAUUUCAAUCGGGCCCCACUGGAGACCGUGAUUGGCGAGUUUGCGCCCGUUGAAGGUGAAUUGACCUAUUUGAUCAACAACCUUUCAUCGCUAACGGCUCCGGAAUACCCUACUUCAAAACCGUUUGCAUACGCAGUUGUUCCUAUUCGUCUGGAGAAAGAGGCUCUGGGAACGAUUCUGAUUGUGUCUCCGUUCAAUUUCCCGCUGCUGUUGUCUCUGAGUCCUCUGGUGGGCGCCCUAAGUGCGGGAAACAACGUCGUGCUCAAACUGCCAUACGACAGAUGCCCCACCUUCUGCUCUGUACUGACCAAAGUUCUGUCCGAAUCGAUUGAUCCAGAGGUGCUCAAGAUCGUCAAUGGUGGACUGCCAGAGUCCAAGGCCCUGCUCGAGCAGAAAUACGACAAGAUCAUGUUCACUGGCUCCACCUCCGUUGGCAAAAUCGUCCAUGCCAAGGCCGCCGAAUCGCUCACCCCAACGCUGUUGGAACUCGGCGGAAAGUCCCCAACGUUUCUCACGGCCAGUGCAGACCUCGAGGUUGCCAUCACAAGAAUUCUAUGGGGUACUUUCUUCAGUGCUGGCCAGGCAUGUACUUCCCCGGAUUAUCUGCUGAUUCAGGACACUAUUUACGAUAAGGCAAUCUCGACGAUCUUGAAGCUGGCUAAAAAGGACUGGCAGUUCGAUGAGUCUUCGGACUAUACACACAUCAUAAACGCCGACUCUUACAACCGGCUGACAAAGCUGCUGGAAACCACCAACGGACAGACCAUUUUUGGCGGCAAGUACGACGCAAAGACCAGGUUUCUAAGCCCCACCAUCGUCGCAGACGUCGAUUGGACCGAUCCGCUGAUGAAAGACGAGGUUUUUGGACCUAUUCUGCCUGUUCUGAAGUACUCAUCGCUCGAGAAAACCGUUGAGGAGGUGCAGAAGUUCCACGACACCCCGUUGGCAACCUACGUCUUCUCCAACAGCCAGCAGGAAAUCGACACAGUGAAACGGAUCCGGUCUGGAGCAUUGCUCAUCAACGACACCAUGAUCCACCCUUCGAUCUUCACAUGUCCGUUUGGCGGGGUGGGCACCUCGGGGAUGGGCGCCUACCACGGCCAGUACUCGAUCGACACAUUCAGCCACAAGAAAAUCGUUCUCCAGCAGCCAAAAUGGUACGAGGCCCUGCUCAAAGACAGAUAUCCACCGUACACACAGGGGAAGAUCGAUAAGCUAUCUUUGGUGUUCAGGAUUCCGAACGUCAAGACGCUCACUAGCGGUCAUUUCCAGGCAGCUGUUGCCGUGCUGCUGGCUGUCUUUAUUGGAUUUUUCCUCGGAAAACGCCACGCGUAG
Ogataea philodendri is the source of this 1500-nucleotide messenger RNA. RefSeq lists its product as uncharacterized. Gene Ontology annotation, cellular component: cytoplasm. The record is from RefSeq and is a predicted model, not a curated record. Gene Ontology annotation, molecular function: aldehyde dehydrogenase (NAD+) activity. Gene Ontology annotation, biological process: aldehyde metabolic process. The transcript has a single exon. NCBI's taxonomy places the organism in Eukaryota, Fungi, Ascomycota, Pichiomycetes, Pichiales, Pichiaceae. The coding region runs from base 1 to 1500 and encodes 499 amino acids.